AUGGAGGGUCCUCUUUCGCCCUCUCACGUCGUGAUAGCUUAUGAUGCUACUAAGGAUCGCGGAUUCCACGAGCUUAAGCUCACUGUUGAUGCAGUGAGAAUGAGAGGUGACAUUCUUCGUGGAGGUGAUACGCUUGUUGUUCUUGGGGUUCUUCAUAGAGUGCUUCAUCCUUUGGGCUAUCAACUCAAAGCACGUCCCGAUUCUUUUACUGGAGCAAGCAAAAAGCACAUAGAAGAGGAAAUCACAAAGAAAGUUGAUGCUUAUGUCAACAUGCUCCUGCGAAGUGCUGAAGUCUGUGAAGAUGAAGGGGUCAGCAUCGAAGUUAAAAUUACUGCUGGAACUCCCACAAAGCAGGUUGUUUUGCAAGAAGUUGUAUCGUUUAGUGCAACAUGGGUUGUGCUUGACAGGCAUCUUAGAAAAGAUUUGAGGUUUUACCUUAAACAGAUUCCCUGCAAGGUUGCACUGAUUCAAGAUAACUUAUCGGUGGUAAUUGAAAAACCUCACACUACAGCUGAGACAGAUGUUAUAGAGCAAAAGCUGUUCUAUUCCAUGUCCAGACCUGUUCCAAUUUUGAGUUCUCCAACCAACGAAAGCUACGGGCUGUCUGUAGUCUCUUGCAGAAGCUAUUCAUUCAAUUCGCAUGAAAGCUCUGACAUGCACGCCGGCUUGCUACCUUCUUCUUCAUAUAAAUCACACGAGCACAAAAAUUUUCUUGAUUUUGGCUCUUCUUCUGAGCAAGAAAAAUCAGCUCCAUCUUCUUCUAAUAAAACGAUCCAAAAGAAGCAGAAAUAUGUCUCACGAUAUAAAUCCUCAGAAGCGCCGAUUCUUUGUUCUGGCUGUGGGGCAAGGACUGAACUGUAUAUCAAGGAUUCAACGAGCUUCACUUUUUCUGAGAUUCAGUUUGCAACACAAGAUUUUUUGAAGGAUAACUUGUUAGGAGAAGGGGGUUAUGGCCAUGUAUAUAAAGGUGAGCUAAGAGAUGGGCAGCUAAUUGCAGCAAAGGUACACAAAGAAGCAAGCACACAAGGAUUUGCAGAAUUUCAAUCUGAGGUAUAUGUGUUAAAUUUUGCCCGUCACAAGAACAUUGUAAUGCUAUUGGGUUUUUGCUGCAAGGAGAACCUUAACAUUUUGGUUUACGAGUAUAUUUGCAACAAGUCAUUAUACUGGCAUUUAUUUGAUACGACUGCAGAUAUUCUUGAGUGGCACCAAAGGCUUGCUAUUGCUGUUGGAACUGCAAAAGGGUUGCGUUUUCUGCAUGAAGAAUGUCGUGGUGGUCCUAUCAUACAUCGAGACAUGCGACCAAGCAAUAUACUUCUCACACAUGACUUUGUCCCAAUGCUUGGAGACUUUGGCCUUGCAAGAUGGAAAACUGGCAAUGACCCGGUGCAGACAAGGGUGCUUGGAACACUAGGAUACCUUGCUCCAGAAUAUGCAGAGAAUGGUAUUGUUUCUGUAAGAACAGAUGUCUAUGCAUUUGGCAUUGUUCUCUUGCAACUAAUAUCAGGACGCAAGGUAGUUGAUGAGAAAAGGGAGGAAGGACAACAAUCCAUUAGACAGUGGGUACGCCAGUGGUCUGUUUCUGUUGCUUCUGACGACGAUCAAGCAGAACCACUGAUUGAGCGCCUUGCAUUACAUGAACUCAUUGACCCUAGUAUUGGAGAGACAUAUGAUACAUAUGAAUUGUACCUCUUGGCUAAAACAGCUUACUUAUGUGUGCAAAGAAGCCCUGAAAUGCGACCAUCGAUGGGAGAGGUGGUGCGCCUUCUUGAAGCAGAAAGUGACCAUGCCCAGCAUUUAGGGGAGCGAUUUGCACGUCUUUAUGCAAAGUGA
Dovyalis caffra is the source of this 1830-nucleotide messenger RNA. The record is from the annotation of a GenBank genome assembly. Lineage: Eukaryota; Viridiplantae; Streptophyta; Magnoliopsida; Malpighiales; Salicaceae.